AUGUCGCGCACACGUCCUCCGAACCCACGAGAAUUGAGCCGCCUACAGAAUCACUGUACUUUCCUCAUACCGCGCACCCGUACGUUUCUCUCUCCCGCGAUCAACAAUCACCUUCCCUGUAAACCGGACAACCACAACCUCGCGCAUUCGCGACUUCUGCACACCACAUCCUCUCGCAGCGCAGCUCGGCCGGCGCCUUCUACCCGAAAAAAAGCCUUUCAAAUAAAAGACACUGGCAGACCCGGGUCUCUGGGCCACCGACUCUCCAAGAGCCCUCCUGAGGAAGACAUCCCGUCUCGAAACAGCGUCGCCGAAGCUCAAGCUCAACUCCAGGCUCACCUGCAAACCCUCGAAAAGAAUGCAUUCCCACUUGUUAGUAUAAUGCUAAGGGAUGGGGUGCUUGAUAAGAAUGUGACACCCAAGAAAUUCAAACGGAUCGGAGCAACGCUGUUACGGAAUCUGUACACGUUGAACACUAUAUCUCCGGACGUAAUUCGCAAUAUUGCGCGGGACGAAGACGUAGACCUGGACACCAUUCUAGAUAUCGGCUUUGUCAUUGUGCGAGGGAACGCUGGAGCUAUUAAAUUGGUGAUCGCUUCCUGUUUCCGUGCUGGGUCGCUGGCGGCGCUCUUAAUUGUUGCAGCUCGUGCUCUCCAGGCUUGUCACGGCGGCGGUAACGUGUAUAAUGCAACCACAGUUCGCAAACCUUCGUCUGAUACCUCACUUUCUCGAAUUGCCGCCAUUGCGCAGUCCAAGAGUGAGCCGCAUAAUUCUGACCCGCGAGUCAAGCUCCUUUACGCGAAAUAUUUGGGCCUAUAUGGGAAGUACGAGCAGGGUAUAGCACUAGUCCAGGAGGUGUUGCCAUUGAUUGAACCCAGUCGAGUAUAUCGCAAGUCGACUCUAAAUAUUACUAACCUCCUUGAACCACCGUGGCAGCUGCUCGCAUGGCUAAAGCGUGAGCUGAGGUGGGCUCAAAUUCGGGGGGGGGAGAGAGGCCGUGGUGACAAAAAAGGGGAAGCAAAUGAUGUACUCUCCCAGGAGGAAGUGGAUGCGUUACGUCUCGGGGCGGUAGAGUACCAGGACCCAAUUGCACUGAUGCAAUAUGCCAGGUACAUGGGGGAGGAAAGUGGGAUACAGGAAUACGAAACAUACAUGGGACAGGCAGCUGCGGCUGGGGAAAAAGACGCGUGCCGGAAAUUAGCCAACUUCUACUAUCUCAUCUCAGUUGGAAAAUAUCCGCAGCUCGGGACGCGGGAUGCAAAAUCUACAAAGUUACAGGCGACUGCUGAGAUCACUACAGGGGACAUAGACUCGACGGAGACAGAAAACUCGAAGGGCGCUCUAUCAACAUUACUGUCCCACUUUGGCCCGCGUCCUCUUCACGAGUAUCGCGCCCUGGCGAUGGAAUGGUACCAUGUUGCUUUGGCCCAAGAUUGUUUCGGUUCAGGACUGCAUCUUUCUCUGCUCCAUGGACAGGACGGUAACCAUGAGGCUGCACGGGCAGUAUUUCAAGAAGUUGAAGAGCGCGCAGACCCCUCAAAAAUGACGGACUCGGCUCAAAAACUCAUGGCAGCACUCCGGGAAGGAACGAACGUGCCAGUAGGGUUGCCUCUUGAUGUGUAG
Aspergillus versicolor CBS 583.65 is the source of this 1623-nucleotide messenger RNA. RefSeq lists its product as uncharacterized. Bases 1 to 1623 code for a protein of 540 amino acids. The record is from RefSeq and is a predicted model, not a curated record. The transcript has 2 exons. Lineage: Eukaryota; Fungi; Ascomycota; Eurotiomycetes; Eurotiales; Aspergillaceae.